Acipenser ruthenus (sterlet) is the source of this 3740-nucleotide messenger RNA. RefSeq names its product chloride intracellular channel protein 4. The coding region runs from base 337 to 1095 and encodes 252 amino acids. The transcript has 6 exons. NCBI's taxonomy places the organism in Eukaryota, Metazoa, Chordata, Actinopteri, Acipenseriformes, Acipenseridae. The record is from RefSeq and is a predicted model, not a curated record.
UCUCCUCACUACUGUGAGUUGUCCGCCCCUUAGUCAAAGGUUUUGUUCCAGACAGAGAAAGAGAAAGAGGGUUUGUGUUUCAGUCUUGCUGAAAAUCCACACCCAUUUCAUUGCACUGUUUGAGAGGCAAAGUGUCAUACUCGUGCUUCAGCACCGGAGUUCAAUAACCUAUCGGUAAUACUUUAUAUACAGUGAAUUAUCUACUUAAAAAGGCGGCUGAAAAGCAUCUGGGAAUCAAAAAGGAAGCAAGGAAAGUCGUUCGUUGCGUGUGAAAAAAAAGGAAGGUUUUAAACGAUUUUUUGUUUUUGUGUGUUGACUGAAGACAGUUACUUCAGCAUGUCGCUUUCGGUACCUCACAACGGUGUAAAGGGAGACAAUGAACCCGUGAUCGAGCUUUUCGUAAAGGCUGGUAGCGAUGGAGAAAGCAUUGGAAACUGCCCCUUCUCACAAAGACUGUUCAUGAUUUUGUGGCUAAAAGGAGUGGUCUUUAACGUCACUACAGUGGACCUCAAGAGGAAACCAGCAGACCUGCAGAACCUGGCCCCAGGGACACAUCCCCCAUUCAUCACCUUCAACGGAGAUGUGAAGACAGACGUCAACAAGAUAGAAGAGUUCCUGGAAGAUGUGCUCAGCCCUCCUAAGUACAUGAAACUCGCUGCCAGACACCCAGAAUCCAACACUGCUGGGAUGGACAUCUUUGCCAAGUUUUCUGCCUUCAUCAAGAACUCAAAACCAGAUGCAAACGAAGCCCUGGAGCGGGGUUUACUGAAGACCCUGCAGAAGCUGGAUGAGUACCUGCACUCCCCUCUCCCUGACGAGAUUGAUGAGAACAGCAUGGAGGAUAUCAAAGUGUCCAGCCGCAAGUUCCUCGACGGAAACGACAUGACACUGGCUGACUGCAACCUGCUGCCCAAGCUGCACAUCGUCAAGGUGGUGGCAAAGAAGUACCGCGGCUUUGUAAUCCCGAGGGGCAUGACUGCGAUCUGGAAGUACCUGGCCAACGCCUACACCCGAGAGGAGUUCACCAACACCUGCCCGAGCGACACGGAGAUCGAGAUCGCCUACGAAGACGUGGCCAAGCGGCUCACCAAGUAACCAGCCCCAGACAAACCCCCAGCAACAACAGGACUGUUCACAGAGCGCGCGUUUCAUUUACAACAUUAUACGUCUUUUCAUUUACAACAAUAAAACUGCAUGAUUAGAUUUUUUACUUUUGCCGUUAACCGAAGUCACAGAUAAAGUGCAGUAGAGAGUGGGCAAUGCAAUGGUGAAGUAAUAUGGGAGCUGCCAGCUGUUCAGAUGAAGGAAAUACAUUCUGAAGGAAUGUUGUUGUUAUAUCAUAAGUCUCCACAUGCUAUGUAACUUCACAGCAGUGUCAUCAUACAGUCAGUGUGUUACAAAUGAGAUAGGGAGCGGAGAGGUGAUUUUAAGAAUGUUGGAAUUGGAGAGGACUAAUGAAGCAAAGCUGUAGGACCUCCAGCAUGUCUUUUGACAACGAGAAGUUGCACGCAGCUUUAAAAUAAAUGAUUAAACGGGCGAGGUAGCUCUGGCAGCGUGAGCUUGUGGUACAGAACUAAGCCUACUGGUCUUUUACAUCACUGUAUCAGAAUCUGGAUUAGACAGAUAGGUCUUACUGACGAGAGCUGUCACAUGAAAAAGCUAAAAGACGUAAAAAAAUAAAGUUGAGAUCAUUUCAGAAUGCUCGAGGCUUAUAAUUAACAUUGUUGACAGACUAGAGUCACCUAACAGAAUGUAUAAAAGGGUCCUGAACUGCAAUAUAAUUAUUGAGGGGAGAGGCUGAAAAUACAGCUCUAGUGGCCCACAACAAAUUAUAGAUGUAUUCCCCAAUGUUUCUGAAACCCAACUGACACAAUGAAGUUAAUCACACUGGCAGUACAGUAUUUCUUCACCUGUAGAAGUGCGGUUCACUUCAACUGAAUGACUUUCUGUGGCACGAAUAUUUUUAGUAUUAUUUUCGAACAUGUAAGGUAUAUCAUUUGGAUGUUUGACUUUGUUUUCUUUACUUUUAAAAAGGUGUUGACACACUGAGACACUAAGAUGUGUUCAUCAAGUUACUCUAAAUAUAUUUGUACAGGUUUUACUGAAUAGUAGUGCAGUGAUUAUCUAAUAGGGAUUUGAUAGUUGGUAUCAAUGCACUCAGUACCGGAACUCUUCAAAUUUGUACUCUUCAUCCAAAAUCUCAAUUGGACUUUUUAUUUUUUAUAACUUAAAAAAAAAAUCUUUAUUACAUUUUUAUUCUUUUAAUGCAAAAGAAUUGUAAAUAUUUAUCUCUAAAUGUUAUCAUUUUGUACUGCGAUGCUGUCCAUUCAGUUUAUUUGAAGGAAGCAUACUUUCUGUAUGUUUGGGGUUUUUGAAGGAAGCAUGUACAGUGUCCAGUCACCAGUGUUUGCUUGAUUUCUUGAGUAGUUUUCAAUUAAUCAUUGCAUUACUAUCAGUGUAUGUGUAAUACUUUUAGAUGCGGAUUAGGGCCUGCAUUUCAAUCAUAUUGAAAUGAAACUAAAUUACGAUACAACUGCAGAUUUGCAGAAAUCUUUGAAAGUUCUUCAAAAUGAUUCAUGUGAGCGACUGAAAUUGGGACGACUGUUGCCUUCAAAGCACGUUUUACAAUAUCGUUAUCUGCCAAGCCAUGACAAUAUAUUGAAUAUAUUGCUUAAAACACCUGCUACUCUUCCAUUUACCUGACUAGUAACUUGUUCUGCAUUUGCAAAAUGUUUACUUUGUCACAAUUCAUGCAUGUAUUUGUGAAAAUCAAACCCUGCAUUUUAAUUAAAGUACCUUUUGGAAUUCAGUCUGAUGUUGCUUUAUACGUGCCUAGCAGAGGUGCAAGCAGUUUCCUAAUUGAAUACCGGACAGGUAAUCAUCAUCAGUAAUCCAUGCAUUGAGAAGAAGCAAUGAAAUGUGUAGACUCUGAAAUGGCAUCUGAUUAUAUAGAGUAAUAGAACACAGGUAGUGAGACAAUGGUAUUAUUAAAAAGAAAGAAGCCCUAUCAUUUCCUUAUGAAACGGAGGAACUUCAGUGUAGCAAUGAAAGCAUGUGAUUCUGGGUUACUCGCUGCACAAGACUCUCAGAUACCUUGGCGAUUUCAUUCAUUAUUGUUGUAUCUCUAAUGCAUGGAUCUUUGAAGAUCUUCAAAAAUUCAACACAUUGUAAGAAUUUCACUUCCCGGUUUACGAAAGCAUCUAUUUUGUUAUUUAUGAUAUUAUUGCAUGUAGGUUUUAUCACGAAACAAAGGAAGACGUUUAAACUUAAUAUUCCUACGAAUAUCUUUAUUUAAUUAGUGAUUUUAUGGUCACCAUGGUUUUUGGUAGAUCUACAUGAAAACACAAAAAUGAUUCAAAACCAUGCUCGCAGCGCUGAAAGUGGUAAGCUGUUAAAAGUAACCAUACAUUCAUAUAUAUCCAUUUUCAGAACUUGCAUGAAGAAGAAAUGUUUGUUGACUAAUUUUUUUUUUUUUUUUUUUUAAAUAUACUUAAUGUUGUUAUUUCAUUAAUUGUUUUUAAGAAUAUUGUUUUGAGCAUAGCCAGCUUAGUUUCCUGAAACAUCUUGAUAUGUAGGAAAUAUGCCCGCGUGUUAAUAUGUGCCUUGAAAUGUAGGAAAGGCAGGUUGCAUUCAGUACAGUAGGGUUUACAUCUUUCACUGUAUAUUGAACAACUUAUGCAAAUAUACUAACUGCUGGCAGCUAUUAAUAAAAUACAAAUGUAUAUUUUCACUAUUAUAAA